AUGUUACUGAUAUUGUUAUUGUGCUUGGUGCACUCGCAGCAGGCAGAGAAGGAGAAAAUGGAUGGCGAGAAGGAGAAAAUGGAUGGCGAGAAGGAGAAAAUGGAUGGCGAGAAGGAGAAAAUGGAUGGCGAGAAGGAGAAAAUGGAUGGCGAGAAGGAGAAAAUGGAUGGCGAAACCAGUACUGCAGCAGUAUUCAUUGGUUUACGGCACUGUCCGAUUCUCAGAGAGGUUUGUAGUGUUCGUCUAGAAGAGUCAUGUGUUCAUACACGCACGCCUGAUCCAAACCCCGUGCAGCCACGGACUCUCGCCUGCAGUCGCAUACACACGUACACAGUCGACCUUUGCCUUGUUUCUUCCCCGACGGCACUGACAGCUCAUAUCGUGUCAAAUGUUGUGUGA
Molecule: messenger RNA, 399 nt
Organism: Fasciola hepatica (liver fluke)
Lineage: Eukaryota; Metazoa; Platyhelminthes; Trematoda; Plagiorchiida; Fasciolidae
Source: the annotation of a GenBank genome assembly